Molecule: messenger RNA, 411 nt
Organism: Fusarium venenatum
Lineage: Eukaryota; Fungi; Ascomycota; Sordariomycetes; Hypocreales; Nectriaceae
Source: RefSeq, a predicted model, not a curated record
AUGUUGUAUUAUCUCAGAUCAACAGCCCGAGCAGAGAGAGAAGUCGCUGCCCAAUCAACCGUCACAAUGUCGGCUGGACAUCCAAACUUGUCCCUUGGGGACCCCAUACACGUCUACAUCGACCACUCCAACCUCACCAUUGGGGGCGACACAGCCUACAAGUCUAGGGGUAUGGGCCCGUGGGAACAUAAAGUCUUGGCGCUUCGUCACAUCAUCAUGAAGAACCUCGAUUUCAUUGAGACUGCAAACUCUGACUCGGUAAACCCUGACUCUACGAGCCAAGGAACAGCAGGUUACGAUCAGAAUUUUGGAGUUUUCAUGGAAUUUUGGUACUGGGCAGGCGUUUUUGUUUUUGUUUUGUUCGAUUUCCGUCCUUUGAACGGGCUUGAUAGACGGAAAGUCUCUAGGUAG